Messenger RNA from Siniperca chuatsi (mandarin fish), 10853 nucleotides. Its product is annotated as protocadherin-10-like. The coding region runs from base 524 to 3568 and encodes 1014 amino acids. Lineage: Eukaryota; Metazoa; Chordata; Actinopteri; Centrarchiformes; Sinipercidae. Gene Ontology annotation, biological process: homophilic cell-cell adhesion. Gene Ontology annotation, cellular component: plasma membrane. The record is from RefSeq and is a predicted model, not a curated record. The transcript is spliced from 5 exons. Gene Ontology annotation, molecular function: calcium ion binding.
AUAGUUGAGUGAACAGCUUCAGUAGAGAGUGGAGUGGAGGGGACCGCAGUGAAGGAGCAGGGUGCCAAGAGGAGACAGAGCCAGAAAAACAAAGAGGACGAGUCUGAAAGUCUUAUUUUGCGUUUAAGGACAAUCACAGAAGAGAAAAUGUAUCUCUUAUUUUUCUUAUGUGGAUUAUGAUUUAUUUUUUCCAACUCCUUUCCAGGAGGUUUCAUCACUCCAGCAGCACUGCGCCUCAGUGGAAUGUGCGAUGUAGCUUCUCCGGGACGCGUCUGAAAAGGCAGCAGAACUAGAAUAGAAAAAAGCUUCUGCAGUCAUUAAAACUCAUUUAGAAAUUUCAAACUGCUUCUCUUUUAAUGGGACAGAUUUCUCCGGACGCCUUACACAUUUUUGGAGACAUUUACGCAUUUUGGAGACUUGUCUUCCUACUGAAAUGGGUGAUGGAAAUUGAAAUGUUGUCAAUUAACAGGGGAUAAUACGUUUUAUAAUAUUUUAUUACCCAAGUGCACUUGUUUUUCCGGCGAUGAUUGUGCUUUUGAUUAUCCUGUGUAUCACAGAUGGAGUGCUCUCUCAGAUACGCUACUCUGUGCCGGAGGAGGCGGACCAUGGCACUUUGGUGGGGAAUAUCGCCGAGGACCUGGGACUGGACCUUACCAAACUGGCCUCCCGCCGCUUCCAGGUAGUGCCCAGCUCUCGGACACCGUACCUGGAGGUGAACCUGGAGAACGGCGUCUUGUUCGUCAACGAAAAAAUCGACCGGGAGCAGAUCUGCAAGCAGAGCGCCAGCUGUCAGCUCAACAUGGAAGUGUUCUUGGAGAACCCACUGGAGCUGUUUAGGGUCGAAAUCGAGGUGGUGGACAUUAACGACAACCCGCCGAACUUUCCGGAGACAGACAUCACGGUGGAGAUCUCAGAAAGCGCCACCCCGGGCACCCGUUUCCCCCUGGAGAGCGCGUUCGACCCGGACGUGGGCUCUAACGCUUUACGCACGUAUGAUAUCACCACUAAUAACUACUUUUACCUGGACGUGCAGACCCAAACGGACGGAAACAAGUUCGCGGAACUGGUCCUGGAGAAGCCGCUGGACCGGGAGCAGCAGGCGGCGCACAGGUACGUCCUGACCGCGGUGGACGGCGGCCAGCCUCCCCGUACUGGCACCGCGCUGCUGGUGGUCAAAGUGCUGGACUCUAACGAUAACGUGCCGGUGUUUGACCAGCCCGUCUACACGGUGAGCCUCUCGGAGAACGCACUGGCUGGCACGCUGGUUAUACAGCUGAAUGCCACCGACCUGGACGAGGGGUUAAACGGAGAAAUAGUUUAUUCCUUCAGUAACCACAUAUCCAACCGCGUAAAGGACCUGUUCAGCAUAGACCCGCGUACCGGGCGCAUCGAGGUGCGCGGAGAGGUGGAUUUCGAGGAGAGCAGCCUGUAUCAGAUCUUUGUCCAGGCCAAGGAUCUGGGGCCAAACGCUGUGCCCGCACAUUGCAAAGUGCUGGUCAAAGUCACCGACAUGAACGACAAUGCACCGGAGAUCACCUUCAGCACUGUCACUGAGUCGGUGAGAGAAAAGGCGGCUACCGGUACCGUAAUCGCGCUGCUGAGUGUGACGGACCGGGACGCAGAGGAGAACGGACAGAUCCACGUGGAAAUCCUCGGUGAUGUCCCGUUCAAAUUAAAAUCAUCGUUUAGGAAUUAUUUCACCAUAGUGACCGACGGGCCGUUGAAUCGGGAACAGGUGGACUCCUACUCCGUCACUGUGGUCGCGCGGGAUAAAGGCACACCCUCACUCGCCACCAGUAAGUCCAUUAGAGUACAGGUGUCAGAUGAGAACGACAACGCGCCCACAUUUACGCAGCCUAUAUAUGAUGUGUAUGUGACAGAGAAUAACGUGCCAGGGGCGUACAUACAUGCUGUGACGGCUCUGGACCCGGACAUCGGGCAUAAUGCGCUCAUCAGCUACUCAAUUUUAGAGUGUGACAUCCAGGGCAUGUCAGUCAAAACCUAUGUGUCCAUCAAUGAGGAGACAGGAUAUCUGUAUGCACUCAGGUCCUUUGAUUAUGAGCAGCUGAAGGAUUUCACCUUUAUGGUCCAUGCAAGAGACGCGGGCACCCCGGAGCUCUCCUCCAACGCCACAGUCAAAGUCAUCAUCGUGGACCAGAAUGACAAUGCCCCCCUGGUGCUGGGCCCCCUUGGGAAGAAUGGCACAGCCAAGGAGCCCCUGCCCCGCUCAGCUGAGCCUGGCUACCUAGUGACCCGCAUCGUGGCUAUGGACGCGGAUGAUGGUGAGAAUGCUCGGCUGUCCUACAGCAUCCAGAGGGGGAAUGAGAAUGGCAUGUUUAGGAUGGACUGGAGGACUGGUGAGCUCCGGACAGCGAGGCGGGUGUCGGCCAAGCGAGACCCCAACCAGCUGUACGACCUGCUGAUUGAGGUGAGAGACCAUGGCCAGCCGCCGCUGUCUUCCAGCGCCAGCGUGCUGGUGAUGAUGGUGGACAGCGUGGCUGAAGGCCGGGGCGGCGGCGACCGGGGAGGCACUGCCAAGGCCAAAGACGGCACUCUCGACCUCACCCUCAUCCUCAUCAUCGCCCUGGGCUCUGUCUCCUUCAUCUUCCUCCUGGUCAUGAUCGUGCUGGCCGUGCGCUGCCAGAAGGACAAAAAGCUCAAAAUUUACACCUGCCUGACCAGUGACUGCUGCCUAGCCUGCAGCUCCUGCUGCUCACGGCAGGGCCGGGCCCGCAAGAAAAAGCUCAGCAAGUCGGAUAUCAUGCUGGUGCAAAGCGCCGGUAACGUCAGUGGGGCCGGUACGGCUCAAGUCCCCGUGGAGGAGUCAGGAAGCUUCGGCUCCCACCACCAAAACCAGAACUAUUGCUACCAGGUAUGUCUGACUCCAGAGUCUGCCAAAACCGACCUCAUGUUCCUAAAGCCGUGUAGUCCGUCUAGGAGCACAGACACCGAUCACAACCCGUGCGGGGCCAUAGUGACAGGGUACACAGACCAGCAGCCUGACAUCAUAUCAAAUGGCAGCAUUUUAUCAAACGAGACCAAACACCAGCGAGGUGAACUCAGCUACCUGGUUGACAGGCCGAGACGUGUCAACAGUUCAGCAUUCCAGGAGGCAGACCUGGUCAGCUCCAAAGACAGCGGCCACGGAGACAGUGAGCAGGGUGACAGCGACCACGACGCCACCAACCGAGGCCAUUCCUCCGGCGCUGAUCUGUUCUCUAACUGCACAGAGGAGUGUAAGGCCCUGGGCCACUCCGAUCGCUGCUGGAUGCCGAGCUUCGUGCCCUCUGACGGGCGCCAGGGCCCGGACUACCGCAGCAACCUCCAUGUACCUGGUAUGGACUCAGUCCCGGACACAGAGGUAUUUGAAAGCCCCGAGCAAACGGCUGAUAAGUCAUUCUCCACCUUUGACAAAAAGACACCUCUCAGUCACCACCAUCACCUUCUCAAAACCCAUCACCUCAGCCACCACCAGGGCUCCCUAGAGAGAAAAGAGUUGGAAGCAUUUCUGCCUAGCUCCAAAGCACCUUAUAACCCAGCUUAUUUAACGAGGAAAAGGGUUUGCUAGCUCCUUUCGUGUGGACAUACCGGAGACUGCGUGACUUUGCACAAUCACUCCUUGACGACCAAGGCUAUAAAAAAAGCAUCAAGUUUUCAACCCAUAUUGCCCUCCCUGCCCUCAUCCCUCCUCAAACAGCAAAAAAAAAUUAAAUACAAACACACACAAAAUGAGGAACGACCCAUAAAGGAACUAAGAGUUCCAUCCUUUCUGGAAGUCCUUGGAGCACUGCCAGGCUUUGGAGGCAUUCCGCUCUCGGGGUUAGGAGACGGUCGGACAUGGGGAGGGGGAGGGGGUGGGAUGGAUAGGUGCAGGCAGGUAGAUGGAUAGCUUUACCAGGAGGACCCAAUUGUCUCAGCAGGACUGAGAAACUAACAGAGGAGGAGGAAGGACAUUGAUGACGGGGAGAUAAAACUGGACACUUAUCUCUCUCCUUUUCCAAUCUGCGUGUGCCUGUUUACAGCACUGAUGUAUACAUCUUUGAGGACAAUAAAACCAGACGAGAACUACAUAUGUGUACUGACAGACAAAUCGAAACAAGAGCCACCCGAGAAACCGCCACUGAGCCCUUUAGGCGUUUGUACUUGCAGACAUACGCCAAAUUGUACAGGAGAAUCUUUGUGCAUUUCAAAAUGCAGUAUCACUGUUUAAGAUUUUUCUAUUCUGUUUGUGUGGUCAGGUGUCUAUUCCGAUCAACUUCAAACUUUGUAAGAAAAGAUUGUGGGCAGGAUUGUUUUUUUUUAUUUAUUUAUGUUUUUUUAAAGCUUUUUUGCUUUGGAUUUGGUUUGUUCACUUUAUCGUGGGCUUGGACAAUGUGUGGCCUACAUUUUUUCUGAUUCUGAGGCAUCAAGUAGUUUCUAUCAUGUGUGAGAAGUGUUUACUGUACUCUCUUAAAGUUUCAAGCUGAAUAUAAGACUCUCUAUAUAAAUCUAUCUAUAUCUACUUGUUCUGAAGGCGUGCUAUCGGUUUGCUGGGUUCCACAUUCUUUAUUCAGAGGUUUGACUCCUGUUUAAGUGCCCCUGAAGAAGGCUUUUUGUUUUUCCCAGUGGGAAACAUAAAGCGAGACAGAACAGCCUUAGCAGAUGCAAAACUCAAGUUCUCUUUGUUUGACAUUAUUUCAUUAUUUUUUUCCACUUUUGGAUAUUGAUAAAGAUCAUAUCUAUAAAUAAAAAGGAGGUAAUUUAGAUUGAAAUCCAUGGUAAUUCUGUGUCAUUGUAAUCAAAACUUUAAGGGUCCAUUUAUAAAGAAACAGAACAAAAACAUGGCCAAAUGCAAUAGGUGUUGUACACAAUGCAGUGGGAUUCACACAUUACUUUCUCACACAUUACAAACACAAACACACUAAUAUGCCAACAAUAAACUGAAACAUGGUGAAAAGGAAGAUCUUAUGUGCUUUUAUUUUGAUGUAUUUCCUGUUAGUACAAGAAAAAGUCGGGGGGGGGGUGUCAUGGCUAUCAUGGCUAGAGUAUAUGACCAAUAAAAUCAUUGGUCAUAUACUCUAGCCAUGAUAGCCAUAUGAAGACAUUUAAAAAAAUUCAUGUUGUGGUACAGUGGCCUUCCUCUCAGUUCAGUUUUUAUAAAAUAAAAUGCAUUCAGUAUUUUAGAUAAGUUAAAGUACAGAAGUAUUAUCAGCAAAAGGUAAGGUAUGACUUAUUGAUACAGUAAGAUGGAAGCAUUCAUGUCCUCAAUGGACUCUUGAUAACAAAUUAAUCUGUGCAGGAAUGUGCACAGUUUGGUAGAUAUGAGGUAGUUUAUGCACAUGACAAAUCAGUUUUGGGUGAAGCUCUGGCUCGUUGGCUAUUGCAGUGCCCUGCAGCGUUUACCACACCACAGAGGAAAACAUAUGGCAGACUUUUAUUACAAGCCCAGACUUGUCAUUUGGGUUAUACGGCUGUGGUUUUGAACGCUGUAAACCUUUUACAAAUUGAUAUUUUAUUUGGAGCCUUCCAGUCAAGCAGAAGGUUUAAGAGCCUUUUUGCUUGCCGUACAAGGUAGCAAAGAAAAAUUAUGACAGCACUAUUCCAUCAGUGCUGUCAGAAUGUAUUGAUUGAGCUGAAUGAUUAAAGCUUUCCAGUGGACUAAUCUGAAAUGAACACGUGAAUACUUCCCCCAAACAUGAUAAUGGGCGAACAUGACCUUAAUAUAUUCAGUAUGUUGAAUUACAAAUCAAGAAAAAAAUAAUCUGUAUCAUCCUUCACUGUCUCAUCUGUCAUAUCAACACAUUCUGCAAUCUACUCAUUCCUUUUUACUACAGCCAUGUAGAUAGGAGGUCUUGUUAUGUGUUUUUAUCAGUCUGUAGUAGAUGUUGCAGCUGUAAUCCGAGGUAGAUUAUAGUAUCCACAGAUGGUGAUGAACCAAUAAUGCGGUAGAGUUCAGAUACACACGCUAAAUCAUCUGUAGCCCUGCUUAAUCUUCCAGUACACGUUGAAUAUUCAUCGAUUGGUUCAUCCAAGGCAGACAAAAGCCUUUGUUGCUGUCCACUAUAAAUAUUACAAGCAAAUGGGGAGGAGGGGUAAAUAGCACAGAGGACAUUUCUCAGUCUUUACUUUUUUGGCUUCAGAAUCCCAUUCUGAUGUGAUUCUGAGGCCCUUUUGUUGCUGCAUAAUUAGGGCAGAGCUAUCGGAGCAGUACCCUUUUAGAUUGAGGACAAAAGUUGAACGGAGAGCAAGUGCAGUAUAAUCAUAUCUAUUUUCUUGUUAAAUGGAAGCUAUUAUGUUUGACCUCCACUUGACGCUAAUCUCUGUCACAAACCAAAAAGUUUUAAUUUCCAUGUGCAUUUAUGCACACCGGGCUCCAAAUGAGAAAAACCAAUAGAGUAUAAUGAAUGAUAAUUUAAGAACAAAAAAAGAGAGACUUACAAUUCCCCAAACAAAUGGGAGGAUUUGAAGAGAGGUGGAUGGUGAAACAGAGAGAGUGACUUCUCUCUAUUUCUAUUUCCGGUGAGUUGGGGAAGGGGAAAGGGUCAAUUGCAAUAGCGAGUUUCAAAGUCACUCACUUCACAAAGGCAAAGCGGAUUAUAGGAGGCUAAACUUUUUCUUUGUCAGAGCUCUCCUCUUUUGUAGAUGCUGUCGGACACAAAAAAACAGUCAUCAGAUGCAGAUGAGAAUCUAUGCUGAAAUUCCCCAGUGAUCAGUUCAGGUGGAAAUAUGGUCUGCUUGAAGGGUGAUUAUGUGGAUGAAUGAGAGACGGAACAAAUCUCAGAAAGAAAGACAGGAGAGGAAAUUUACAGAACAAACUGUGUUAUGCUGCCAUUUUGGGUUUCUUAAAGGCCCUGAAAACUUCGUAAUCAACAACAUUUGAAUCAGAAUUUAAUGACAUCUGAUUAAAAUUAUUUGCAAACUUUUACUUUAUUUCUGCUCAUUAAGGCUACAUCCACACUACUAAGUUUUUGUUUUAAAAUGCAUAAGUUUUGCUACGACUACACCUAGUGUCCACACUACUCUGGCGUUUUUUAGCCCUUAAAACGGAUAUGUUUGGAAAGGCUGCUGGCCCUGUUUUCAUUUGAGAAUUCCGGGGUUGCGUUUUAGUCUGGAUGGGCAAAAACGGAGGCUUUUGGAAGCGAUGAUGCAGACACCUGCAUUUGCUUCUUUAUUGGGUCUCAUCAGUAACGACGUGUCCUUCCCUGGUUCGUCAUGCCCCUAUCAUGUAACCCUUUUCCGGAAGAAAAUAAACACAAAGCAUGGCUAAUUAAACAUGGAUAACGAACCAGCGUUGCUGACAUUGUUGUCAAUGCUAGCAUUUUAUAAUGCUGCUACUGCCCACAUGUGCAGGGGGCAAGCGAUUUGUUACAAUUCCCAAGUUCAGUGGCGUUAUCAGCCCUGCAUGGAGCACUAAUUUUGGGUGAAGAGCUAGUGCCUGGUGGGAUAAUGUUAUUAAUGAAGUUGUGGUUCCUGGGUAAUGGCGAGAUAACUUUCGAGAUGUGGAAAGAGCAACAACAAAAACUAGCAUGAUGUAUUUACAAAGGUAUUCUGCACAUUGUAUUAUGUUGAGUGAUGAGAGAAGAUUUAUCGGAAUUGGAAAACCAAUAACGAUAAUGCAUUUGGACUAUCUCAUGGACUAUCCCGACAAGUUGUUUCAGUCAUCAUCCGACAAGUCUGUAAGACCAUCAGCAUCUUCCUGGGUCCAGACUACAGAUUUUAAAACGCAGUUUUUAAAUGAAAACGUAGUAAUGUGGAUGUAAGUCAUGUUAUACAAGAUACACUUCCUGAUUUGGUUGUAGCUCCCCAUAAUUAUACAGUGUCUUCAGGGCCGGCUCCAGUUUACAGCAGAUAAGCGUAAUGCUGAGCACACAGCUACUUUAUGCAAGCUAAGAGAAACAUGACUUCAGCAAACACAAUGCAAACCACUUCCUAAUAUCCAUUAUCAUUGACAUGCUAAAAAACAAACAAAAAACAACAACAACAAACACACACACACAUAAAAAAGAAAACUGCAAUGAAGCACCUGAUAAUACUAUUUUUAUUAAUUUUACACAGGCAUAACCAAGAUGUUCAAAGGUGCAAAGGAAAAUGAGCCUAAUGUACAUUAGCAUAUCUAUAUGUACGUGCUCUGAAGGCGUGCUAUCGGUUUGCUAGGUUCCACAUUCUGAUUCAGAGGUUGGACUCCUGUUGUGCGCCUGAAGAAGGCUUUUUGUUUUUCCCAGUGGGAUACAUAAAGAGAAAUAGAACAGCAUAAGCAGACGCAAAACUCAAGUUCUCUUUGUUUGACAUUAUUUCAUUAUUUUUCCACUUUUGGAUAUUGAUAAAUAAAAAGGAGGUAAUUUAAAUUGAAAUCCAUGGUAAUUCCAUGGUCAUUGUAACCAAAACUUUAAGGGUCCAUUUAUAAAGAAACAGAACAAAACAUGGCCAAAUGUACACAAUGCAGUGGGAUCCAGUAUACACACAUUACUUUUUCACACAUUUUCACUCUUUUGUUUAUAUCCCCACAGUCAAGGCUUAUGUAAAAUGGGAAAUUGCCCUGGGGCCCACAUCUAUGAUACUACCCACAAGGCCAAAAGUGGCAAAACAAUAAACUGGAAAAAAGGAACAAAAAGGUGUCAUUGCAUAAUUGAAUGCAGUGCAUUGCUGUAUUGUCAUAAUACUGUAUAUUUAUUUCACUUUUUUAGCCAUUAUUUGUUUUGUUUAAUUUGCUCCCCCACAAAAAUUUUGAGUCUUUCACAUGACAGCAGUGAUGUGCUCCUAGACCGCUGCUUACACAUUGUCCUGUUUCCCUUUGGUCCUGUUGUAUCCUGGGUACUUAUCACGUGGGUUGUAUGUGGACGGUGAUGCUGCUCAGAACAGCUCUUCCAGAAUUAAAAAUGUGUUCUACUUUCCUCAUCUUUCUUUUUUAUAUUUUUUAUGUACUGCAGAUUUGUAAUGUUCCCCAGUGCAAAUAUUUUAAGGUUUGGACAGUCAUGUCAUUUUCAGGCAUGGAAUACGUAACAUUGCUGGCUUCAUCUAUGUGUACAGUAUUGGCUUUUUGUCAUUCAGACAUACAGUAGGUAUCUUUUGCUUUAAUGUUCCUUAUGGGUUCAUUCAGACAUGAAAGAACAUUUACGGAGAGAGCCACUAUCCUAAUGCGAUAUUUGUCACCUGGUGUAGCACGGAGAGGGAGAGAGAGAGAGCAGCGGUUAGUUAAAAAUGUUAUGACAGCGGGAGGAGUGAGGAGUGUUCUUUCACAGGCUGCUGAUGGAUUUGAUAACUUAUUUUGCAGUUGAAGCCUUAAUUAAUGAUCACCAUGAGUGUGAGGGAUGCUCACCACCGCUUCUCAUAGUGAAUCCACUGAUACAUUUUCACAUAAUUUUCAUCAUUUAACUAUAUUCUGCUGCCUGUUUUAUAGUAUCAGACAGUGCACAAACAUCGAAUGACAGGAUGUUAAGUUGGGACUCUGUCUGUCUCUCUCUCUUGUUUAAUUCAUAUUAGCGCUCAUGCUGUAUGUAAACAUUUUGCUAGAUAUUCAAUUGAUUCAUCCAUGUGGUGAAGGAACAGUGAAAAUAUAAGGAGAGAGUUCUGGUCAGAUUAUUACUGUAAUCUCUUCAACAAUUUAAAAUUCUUUCACAUUGUUUCAUAGUUUACUAAACAGAUUUUAUUUUCGUGUGCAUAAGGAUUGAGAUAUUGAAUGAGAUAAUACAUUUAUUGCCAUGAUAGAAGUCGGUAACGUUACAAAACACGUAUUUAAUCUCUUUCUGCAUGUUUCACCUUGUGCUGUGGUCUUUACGUUAAUCUGACGGCAUUCACUUCAGAUAUGUGUCGUGUUGAAUGUGAUGUUACAAAUGUUAGAAAUGUUACAAGUCCGACCUCGUAAGAUUGCCAUUGUGACUUUUAUGUAAAAGUGACUCGGGUGCUUAGAAAUAGAAUAGUUCAGAACACCACCAGUUUGAAACCAGGCCAGUCCACAGGCAGCAAACCUAAUCUGAGUACAAAUGAAAAGUGCAAAUAUGGGAGUGAAUGUGGACACAUCGUGUUAAUUAGUGAGCUUUAGAGGAGUCGGUAGGUUAAUUUUAUAAUACAUUACGGCACUAAACAAUCAACAUAUCACUGUGCAGAUUGUGCAGCAUAUUUGCUGCACAUAGCAACCUAACAAAACAAAAGAGAACAAACAAAAACUAACUACUUAUGUAAAAUGAAUUUACAUCUUUAGAGCUACAGCUUGAAGUAAAGUGAGUUGGAGUAAUCAGGUAAUCAAGACAAAACAGUUCACAGUGACAUAGCAGGCUAAAUUUAGAAAGUAAUCUAUUCAUUUCACUUACUGUGUAAUGUUACUGAGUUGGCUCUUCUAAGCUCAUUUAGUUUUUUUGUAGUCCAUAUAUUUUAAAAUGGGCCUUUUAUUUUCAUGCACUGGACUUAUAUGACAGAUCCAGACACUGUUGCCAGAUUUGUGAUGAUCUUCUGUCAAGUUCUACUGCAAUUGUGUUCAGAGGUUUAGAAAGCAAAUCAGCAGUUUUUAGCUUCUCUUGUGAAGAGAAGAGAACCUUAAACACGGUCUUUAAUGUGUUAUACCACGUGAAGGGCCUCUGAGUCUGUAGAAGAAUCCUGCUGGAGACACGGAGAUAAGUGGAAGAAGGAUAGGAAAGAGGAUACAUUGGAGAAAGCAGAUGUUUUGCUGUCCUGGCCUGCACACUGAGCUGUUGUGGUCAGACAUUGAGUGCUUUCAGGUGGUUACAGCUCCAAGAAGGGAAAAGGAAACAUCCUCUCAUUGAAUCAUAUUAAAUGUGGGAUCAAAAAGAUUGCCAUGUGUAUUGUUUUUAAUAUAAAUCAACUAUAACCCAUCAUUAAAAACUCAUCUGCAACUGUGGCAAUAAAAUCUUUACUCUGAC